Ipomoea nil (Japanese morning glory) is the source of this 1930-nucleotide messenger RNA. RefSeq names its product F-box protein At5g49610-like. Gene Ontology annotation, molecular function: protein binding. The coding region runs from base 107 to 1372 and encodes 421 amino acids. The transcript is spliced from 2 exons. NCBI's taxonomy places the organism in Eukaryota, Viridiplantae, Streptophyta, Magnoliopsida, Solanales, Convolvulaceae. The record is from RefSeq and is a predicted model, not a curated record.
UAAUAAACUCUACCUAUAAAGUGCGAACUAGGGUUUGGGAGAAUUGGCAUCACCGAACAGAACAGAACAGAACGAAGCUAUCGAUCGCCUUAAGGACGCCAGGUUGAUGGAAUUCUCAGAUGUAUCCUCUGAGUUGUUGUUCAGUAAUCUGGGCGAGAACUUGGUAGUUGAAAUCCUGGCCAGGCUCCCCUGCAGAACAGCAAUCCGGUUGAAAUUGGUAUGCAAGACAUGGUGUUCUCUUAUUUCUUCUCAGUAUUUUAUUACUUUAUUCAAUCACCGCCGCCAUGACCCAUCCCUUCCGCCAAUUCUUCAUUCAUCGUCUGCCUGCAUUAUAUUCCAAUCUCAGAUUGACCCCUUUUCCCCGAUCGUUUGCGGUGGAUACCCCCACCCUGAUGCCAAUUUGUGCGGCUUCCGCAAGCUGGAUUUAAGUUUCCUUCCCUGUCCCGAUCCCCAACUCAGAAUUUAUUUGAAGGUUUCGUGUGCUGAUUUAAUUCUAUGCGCCCCCAUAUGCGUCCUCACCACCUUCCCCAAAUUCCUAUCCCUAUUCUAUGUCUGUAAUCUAGUAACCAAGCACUGGACUGCUCUUCCUCCUCCCCCCCAAUUCAAACUCAGUGAGAGGAAGAUGCCCAGAGCAAUGUCCUUUGGCUUACUUUGCGUUCCUGCGCCCUGUUCCCUUUGCACCACCCCUCAGCAAUCGCAAUGUGUAGACAAUUCUCGCUAUAAUUGUGUGGUGGUUCAAAUUUGUGUUUCCCCACCCGUUUCCAGGGGCAAAUACAGACUCCAACUCUUCUCGUCUCAGGAAUGGAAAACUCUUGUGAUCUCAUCACCAUGGCCCAUCAAAUCACUGUUUCUUCUCCGUUCUUCUGUCUUUCUUGUCCCCUAUAAAGGGAUGCUACAUAUGUUGCUUAGUGCGUAUAUUCUUGUGUAUGAUCCCUAUAAUUCUCCUGAAAAAAUUUCCCGUGCAAUUUAUAUGCCAACUGAUAUGGAAGCUGAGGGGUGUUGCGCCCAAACCCUUGGAGUAUUUGAGGAUCGUCUUCGUUUAACAUGCACUUCGGCUCUUCACUCAGAAAUCCCCAUAUAUUAUAUAUGGGAGCUGGAGAACUACGACAUGGGGAAGUGGAGUUUGGUGCGCAAGGUUUAUUUUAGAGGAGAUAUGUUUCUCUCCAACCUAGACCUUCUGCAUCCUAAUCUUGAUCCUAAAAUUAAAGACACAGGAUUUAACCACAUAGAUGGGAGUUAUUUUUAUUGGACCAAUUCUUCUGGGUGGUUCAUUGGUAAUGGAAUUAUUAAUUCAAUUACUCAUCAGUGGUGGCCAACACCAGUGCCACCACUAAUCCGCGGCUGCACAAUUCAAAAGAGAUAUAUUAAUUAAGGUCCAAGCUCAAGACAUGGGCAAUGGAUGAACAAGGGACAGUAAAACAGUCCUUACAGUCAGACAAUGACAAGGCUUCCUUAGCUAAACAAUGGGCAACCCUGUUCGCAGACCGUUUUGCAAAAAGAAAGCUCAAGUUAACAAAACUAGAAGUUAUGGAUCUAAUGUCUUCCAAAAUGAGAUCAAAAGAAGAAAAAGAGUCAUGCCCAUUCAAGAUUCCAUUCACUGCCUGGAGGCAGUCACUCUCAACUUGCAGGUUGUCAAGCUUUGAUCUUUAAUCCAUUUCAGCGUCUCACGUAUACCAAUUGCUUCCGCCUCAGAUGGUUUGAAAAGGCAGCCCAAGGUAGACUCCUAGCAGCAACAAAACAACCAGCCGAAUCGCGUAGAACAAAGUCGAACCCCAUCCUAUUAUUGUGUUGAUCAAGUGUUGCAUCAACAUUGAGCUUGAACAUUCCAAAUGGAGGUUUGGUCCAGGUAGUAGUAAUAAUAGAUGGCCUGGCAGUAGUGUUUUUGCAUAAUGGCAAAUAAAUGAAGCUGAUAAAACAGAUUGAUUCCAGA